Brugia pahangi is the source of this 771-nucleotide messenger RNA. The record is from the annotation of a GenBank genome assembly. Lineage: Eukaryota; Metazoa; Nematoda; Chromadorea; Rhabditida; Onchocercidae.
AUGGUUAGUAAUGGUCCAUACCCAUACAAUAUUUUUGGACCACAACCAUCGUUUGCAUAUUCUUCGACACCUGUUUUCCCGGGAUAUCUAAAUCCAUCAUCCAAUACUACAACUAAUGAUCAAAAUCGUAAAGCAACUGGACGACGGGAACGGACAACAUUUAAUCCUAUGCAACUUUUUUAUCUAGAAUCAGUGUUUAAGCAAACUCAUUAUCCAGAUGUUUAUCAUCGUGAGCAAAUUGCGGAAAAAAUUGGACUUCAAGAAUCUCGAAUUCAAGUAUGGUUUAAAAAUCGCCGAGCAAAAGAUCGACAGCAGAAACGGAUGAUGCAAGCGCGACAUAAUCAUGAUCGAUGUAGCAGUCAUACACCUCCACCAGAACCUAACAAAGGUGAAUCGAGUGCACAGAAGAGUAUUUCACCGCUUGUAAUCCCGGGUACUGCGGAAUUUAAUCUGAAAACUGCAAAUAGUUCUGGAAAUAUAGUGAAGGAAGAGUAUCCAUUGAGAGCGGUAUGUCAAACACAUACUGCAAAUUUAGCUGGUUGGUCGUCGGCGUAUUCAUUAGGUGCGCAACCUGCGGCUGCACAUAUACCUGGUGAAAGUCAUCCGCAUGCUGCAUGCGGAUUUAGUUUAAGUGGUACCGGCGCACCUCCAUACUAUCCAUACCAGAGUGAUAUUUAUAAUCCUUAUGCUCAAAGUAGCGCAGCUGCGGCAACCUAUUCGUAUCCGCCAAUGUUCAAUCCGCUCAGUAAUGAUUUACAAAGGCCUAGCUAG